Messenger RNA from Pseudozyma hubeiensis SY62, 1146 nucleotides. RefSeq lists its product as hypothetical. The coding region runs from base 1 to 1146 and encodes 381 amino acids. The transcript has a single exon. Gene Ontology annotation, molecular function: SUMO activating enzyme activity. Gene Ontology annotation, cellular component: cytoplasm; SUMO activating enzyme complex. Gene Ontology annotation, biological process: protein sumoylation. Lineage: Eukaryota; Fungi; Basidiomycota; Ustilaginomycetes; Ustilaginales; Ustilaginaceae. The record is from RefSeq and is a predicted model, not a curated record.
AUGGAAGCCACCACCGCAGCAGUCGAGGCCUCCACAGCCCCACUCGAUCCCCCAGCACCUCCUACCAACGGUACAUCCGUCACCGAAGACGAAGCGGCCCUCUACGAUCGUCAGAUUCGUCUCUGGGGUCUUGCAGCACAAACCCGCUUGCGGUCCGCACACAUCCUCAUUCUCGGCUGGAACGGUAUCGCCACCGAAAUCAUUAAGAACACAGUCCUCUCCGGUAUCGGCAGCGUCACCGUUGUGGAUCCAACGCCGAUCGAUGGGUCGGUGGAUCUCCUCUCAGGGUUCUUUUUCAGAGAUGAAGAGGUCGGGUUGAAGAAGUGCAGUCAGGGACCGUUGGAUCGGAUCAGAGGAUUGAAUCCGCUGGUCAAAGUUACGGGGUUGAGCGAUGAGGAGAGCUACAACAAGGUUGUGGGAGGAGGAGAGGAAGCUGUCAAGUGGUUGAAGGAUCGUGGGAUCGACGUUGUCGUUGUUGGUACACCACUCACCGAUUCAGCAUCGCAGUCAACUCUAGUCAGGCUGAACGAGACGACUCGAUCGGCGAACAUCAAGUUCUUCUUCUCCGCAACCCUUGGAUUCGGUGCCUUGUACUUUGCCGACCAAAUCUCCCACGACUACCUCCUCGAACGAGCCGCACCCACAACCUCUACCGAAUCCACCGAAACCCAUCGAAUCAAGAAACGUCAAGCCUUCAUCCCCCUCUCCACAUCACUAUCCACAAAAUGGUCUCUGACAGAACGACAACAACGUCGUCUCAAAGUACCACUCGACUGGUUCAUCUGGUGUUCCCUCACCGACCUUCAACAGCGUCUCGGUAGCGAUUCUUCCACCACAUCGAUCAGCGCUGAAGCGCUGAAAGAUCGAACCAUCGCACUGAUCGCAGAGAAGGGAUUGAAUCCAGACGUGUUGCUUGCGCAGUACGAUGCCGAAGUUUUCCAGCGCGUCGUGGGAGCGGGUGGGAUGGGUGUUGCGCUAGCUCCAGUAGCAGCGGUCGUGGGGGGAGUGCUGAGUCAGGAUAUCCUCAACAGCGUCGGUGGCAGAGAGGAACCCGUUGUCAAUUGGUUGUUCCUGACUCUGGAUGGCAGCGGUAGCACGGUGGUUAGCAGGAUCGGGGAGUUGGAACCGGCGCUAGUCGUGGACUAA